Molecule: messenger RNA, 3776 nt
Organism: Lolium rigidum
Lineage: Eukaryota; Viridiplantae; Streptophyta; Magnoliopsida; Poales; Poaceae
Exons: 3
Coding region: 1-3525 (1174 amino acids)
Source: RefSeq, a predicted model, not a curated record
AUGGCGGCAUCGGGAUCGGGAGGCGAGCCCGGGAGGCCAUGGACGGCGACCAGCACCUGGGCCCCAGCCGGAGGUGCGGCGGUCGAGGAUGCCGUGUCGUUCGAGACGACCGCGGUCGACGCCGAGACCUCACCCUCGGCCGUAGCCCUUGCCCGCCCGCCCUCCGACGGCGGCGAGGAUCCAACUCCCUGCGAAGUUACUUUUAAUUUCACGGGAAAGUACGAGAUUCAUAGAGUAUAUGUUCGAAGCACAGCUCGGAUUUAUGAAAUAUACUAUUCAACUGACCAGAAGGAUACCAGUAAAGAUUAUUUAUGCACUGUACGCUGUGGAAUUGCUGCUCAAGAACCACUUCCUUGUGGUCAAGAAUGCAUGUCUCAGGGUAGUAGUAAUGCUGCAACUGGUGAAAAGCAUGAACAAGAGACUAAAAGUUUAACCAGUAGCAGUGAUGAGGAUAGCUGGGUUGAAGUCAAAAUUCCAGAGUCUCCUCUUGGAAAUAGUACACCUGAAUCUCAAGAAAGAAAUGUGAUAGGAAGCUGCCAGAAAAACACUCUGGUGCACUACGAAGCAACUGCUGAGAUAACUGAUGCAAACCCGUGUGUAUCUCUUACUGUCCGUCUUCUCUCACUUCAGUCAAAGACUUCAGUGCACAUUGACGAGAUCUACAUAUAUGCUGAUCCUGUUGAGUCUUCCAGUGAUGAUUCUGCAGCAGAUCCUGGAAACAUCGGAGGUAGUUCUUUGUUGGCUAUGCUUGUUCCUGGUCUUAUGCAAAUUUCCAAAUCUAGGGACUGCAAAAUAGACAACAAAUAUUUUUCUGAUGGCUUGAAAGAGCGUCUUCCUGAAGGUUGUACGUUCAAAGAUAGCAUCCCAGGUGGAAACAUUGUGCAAGAAGCAGGACUGUAUGGUGCAAAUGAUUCAAAUUUUGGCGUAGCAGGGCUGGAAAGCAGACUACCACCUGCGCAUAGUGGCACGAUAUGUGAUGAAAAUGGCAACCAACGUGAAUCCCUGUUAAAUGGUCACAAGUCUCCUCCAUUGCCUAUACAAACAACAGAAACUAUGCCAGUGACAUCGGCAAAGGACAAGACGGUAUCAAAUACAAAUCAGGAUGAUAAUCCUGUUAUGACCGAAAAUGUUACUCCACACAAUCGUAUUGAGAGAAUGCUGGAUACUCUUCUAUCUAAGGUGGACAAGGUGGAGUUAUAUUGCUCUAGGUUUGAGGAUAAAGUGAUGAGGCCCCUCAGUAGCAUUGAGGCAAGGCUUCAGCGAUUGGAGCAGCAGUUCGAUUCAUUCUCUGUGGAGAUUCAGUCUUUACGAGAUUCGUCUGCAAGAAUGUCAGCGCCAAACGUUUUGUCUGAUACAACUAACUCACAAGAAAAGGAACAUAAUGAUGGCAGUUCUGAAACUCCUGCUUCUGUAACAGACAUGCAUCCAGGCUUGGUUAUCAAGGCACCAGAGUUCCCCUUAAAAGAGUCCUGUUGUUCAGAUGUGGCAGAUGAUAAUACAGUUAACUUGUGUGGACCUAAUGUCGUGCCAAGGCUCCUUGUUAAGGCCCCUGAUUUCAUCUAUGAGCCCGGGUUAACAUGUGAAAAGCUUCAUGAUGGGCCUUUACCUUCUGAGAAAGAACGUAAGACUUCCCCUGGUCUUGUUAUCAGUGUUCCUGAAUUUGCUAGUGAUGAUGAAGACAAUGAAGUGGAGGAAGAUAAAGAAGCAGAAGCUGGCGAUCUUGAUGACGCUCUUACAAAUUCUUAUGAUACUAUGAGCAAAAGCACUGACGACGGCUUCAGAGGCAAAACUCCUGUCUCUGUUGAUGGUGCAUUAGCGACUGCCUUGGAGGCAUUUCUCACUUCAACCAAAGGAACAUCACUUUCAAAGUCAGAUGCUUGCACUGUCAGUAAUUUAAGUGAUGGGAAUUUUGCUGAUUCAUCCACUUCCUGCUUUGCUCAUGAACAUGUUAAUGAGAUACCCACUAAAGAUGGCUCAGUUGGACAGUUUCACCGUGCUUUAGUUGACGCAGAUAAGAUUGGUGCAGCCAUAUCUUUUCAGGAGGUUGAAGUGGCUCCACACAUUUCUCUUUCCAAGGCAAACUUGGUUGGCAAUGUUGAGGUAAAUGAACAGAAUAUUGAUCUCAAUCCGGACAAGAAGGCAUUUGCUAGCAGUGAACCACUGAAUGUUCUUUCACAGUCUGAUACAGGAUCUGUAGAUGAUUGCUCUCAGGUAAAUGGACAGAACAAUGGUCCUAAUUCGGACACGAUGCCGCUUGUCAUAAGCACUGAACCUCUGGAUGACCCUUCUCAGCUUCCUACACAUUUGGGGUCUGUUGACGAGAGAACUCAGGUGAAAGCAAAGCGUCCUGCAAUAUUUGAAUCUGUUGAUGAGAUAGCUCAAGUGAAUGGAAGACCUUCUUUACCAUUGGCAGAGUUCCUGGUAGCAAGGAGUGCUAGCUCUGGUACUUCUGAGGUAUGCCGUGGUAAUGAUGGCACUGCAAUACCGUCCUUCCAGAGAAAAUUGGCAGGAGCUAAUAUAAACUUGGAAGGUGGUGACAGCAAGGCAAGCCAGAAGAAUCCAACCUUUCAGCUUUCGCUAUUGAAGAAAGCUUUAGAGGUUGAUGAGGGAGACAGCAAAUUUUGCGAGGACAUAUCCAUUGAGACAACCUUUGAACCAUCAAGCUAUGCAGCUUCUAACGGGCAUGGUACAGGUACAAUGGAUACCCUGUCAGAUGAGGAUGAAGGUUUGGAGAAUAGAGAGGACAGCAUUAGUCUUUCUGGUGGGAUGAACUCAUUAUUCUUUGAGCUUCCUGAUUGGAAGGAGGGAUGGAACGCAAAUAGCAACAUGUUCCCAGACCCCAAUGAAAGCUUCAAAAAACCAAAUGUGGAACACUCGUGGUCAGAUUCGAGUAAUAUGGAAUUAUUCGGUGGGCUUUCUUCUACAAAAGGCAACAGUUCAGCGAAUGCUGCGGCCGGAAAUCUUUUGGCAGAUCUUUAUGUGGGCGAUGGAGCUAGUUCUAAUGUAACCCCAAUUGCAGGGACACAGCUGCAAAAGGUUUAUGACUUGCUUUAUGAGUGCGAGCAUGACAUAUUGGGCAUGUCUUUCGUAGGCAAGAGAGCAAGUGCGAGCAACCCUUCUCUGGAAGUCUUGCUUGGUGAAUCAUCGGAUUCUGAAGCGCCAAUUUCUGAUCAGGAGGAUGUUAACAGUGAUGCUGGCUUUGGUUCAGAUCAUUUGUUCACUACAUUCUCAUCUUCAGAUGAUGAUGCUUUUGACAUGGAUAAGCCUUUAGUUGAUGUACCAGUACCAUCAGAGGCAAAUGUUUCUGCUUCCAACGAGCCCUUGGUUGAUUUGGCCGAUCUGACGAACCCUUCAGGGACAUAUACUCCCUCAGUGAACAAGCCUUUUGCUGAUGUGGCUGAUCUGGCAGAGCCUUCAGACUUGUAUGCUUCUGCGGCAAACGAGUUCUUGACCAGUGAUUUGCCAAAAACUUCAGAAACAUUUGUUGGAGGGAGCAGUGGAGAACAUCCUGAUAGCCUUAUCUAGGGUACUACUCGUCAAGAGAUAGGAGAAUGGUAUCCUCAGCUGCACUAUUUCCAAGUUCUUACCUUGUGUGCCUUGUACAGUGAUCAACGUGUUCUCUUCCACAACCAUGCAGUUGUUUGUACAUAUAAUAACUAGACAAGGUAGCUCUGGCUCACUUUGCUUUUCUGCCCUAUGUGUAAAGAUAUUAUAACAUUUAGCUUUACGUAAACAGCAAAGUUUUACUCUUAGAAAAUGAUCUUUAAACCAGUUAA